AUGUUCAUCUCCAUGCUCUUCAUCGCUCUCUUCCUGGGCAGUUACGGACCGACGUACCACACAUGCCCGUCAAACGUGAGCUUCCUCCGACCGGCAACCAACCUGAACCCAGCCGAAUCCGCCUGGGUUUCAGAGCGCAAAUCCGUCGUUCUAUCCUCCCUCUCGUCCUACCUCUCCCGGCUCGACCUGCAUGACUUCCCCCUCGAAAGGUACCUCUCCUCCCUCUCGCACAAUAGUGCCUACAUCCCUACGCUCUCCCUCGCCAUCUCCGGCGGCGCCGCCCCAGCCACAUGGACAGGCAUGGGCGUCAUGCAAGCCCUGGAUGACCGUUUCCCCCCUUCCGUGGCGCAGAAAACUGGCGGGCUGCUCCAGAGCCUGACGUAUAUCGCCGGUCUAUCCGGGGGUAGCUUCCCAGUCAUCAGUUACGCAGUGUCUGAUUUCCCCACCACGGCGGAUAUCGUAAUUCAAUACGACCCUAUGGUGAACCCGCUCUCCCCGACUGGGGCAAGCGGAGAGGCGCUGUAUGACGAAGAGGUGUUUCUCGAGAUUGGAGAGAAACUCCAGGCGGGCUUCCCUGUUAGUCUAGCAGAUUUUCUCGCACGCGUCUACUCCUACGAAUUCAUCCCCGGCCCAGGAGCGGGGAUCAACACCACUUGGUCCGGGGUGACCCAGCUCCCGCGGUUCGAGAACCACACUAUGCCUCUGCCUAUUCUCGAGUUUGUGAUAGUCUCCUCCGAUGCGCCGGCCUUUUAUGUCGGGGACGUGCCGAUCCUUAUCCCCCAGGCGAACUCCACGCUCGUUGAGGUAAGCCCCUUCGAGUGGGGAUCGUGGCAAGGCCCCCGCACGGGGUUCACACCUACCAAGUACCUCGGUACUGUGCUCCUUAACGGUCAGCCAGUCAACACGAGCCGCUGCGUGAACGGGUUCGAUAACGCCGGGUUCAUGCUCGCUACGGCUUCGUGUGCCUGGAAUUUGUGGUAUGUGAUUGACGCUACCAACGGGACAGGGCCGAACUUCGCCAAACGUGGCUUGGUCCUUUCCAGCCGGGACGCCUACGUCCCUCCUGUAGGAAAACGUUCCCUGCUAAGCGCCGCUCCCGAAGCACACGCACUCUCAAAGCGCAAGACGAUCUUCUUCCCCGAAGCAGAGUUCGACCUCCUCCUCUCAGCGUACAACACCUCGUUCAACGCAACCAUCCCCUCGAUUCUCACCGCGCCCUACCCGAACCCCUUCUUCGGGAUAAACAACGACAGCGAGCCGUACUUGUCCGUAGUCGACGGGUCCGAGUCGGGCCAGACGAUCCCCCUAGCAGGGGUGAUGCAGCCUGUGCGCAAACCCGACUUCAUCAUCGCUUAUGACGUGAGCCAGGAGACGACCUAUGGCUGGCAGAACGGGACCAACUUGAUCGACAGUGCUCUCUGGGCUAAGGGGUUCGACAUCCCCUUCCCGAAGAUUGCGAGUGCGACUACGAUGCUCAACAGAGGGUAUACGCUCCGGCCGACGUUGUUCGGCUGCAAGAACGCCAGUGUGCCACUACUGUUGUACCUUAAUAAUGCGCCCUAUUCCGCAUACACCAACUUCUCGAUCAUCGACAACCAGCUCGACCCGCCUCAGGUAACGGACAUUCUGACAAACUCGUUCAACAUCGUCACCCAGGGGAACGGCACGCUCGGCAAGGACUGGGCAGAGUGUCUGGGGUGCGCUGCGAUCCAGCGAUCUGUUGAGCGCCUCGGAUGGAAGACGACCCCUCAGUGCGAGCAGUGCUUUGCCGAGUAUUGUUGGAACGAGGUGUUCAAUCCGUCUCUGCUGUUGGAGCCUCGCCUUUCCUUUGCAGCGUGGAAUCAGACCCAUCAGUACUUCUACACCAACGGCACCGUUUAG
Dacryopinax primogenitus is the source of this 1881-nucleotide messenger RNA. RefSeq names its product FabD/lysophospholipase-like protein. Gene Ontology annotation, molecular function: A2-type glycerophospholipase activity. Bases 1 to 1881 code for a protein of 626 amino acids. The record is from RefSeq and is a predicted model, not a curated record. Gene Ontology annotation, biological process: glycerophospholipid catabolic process. The transcript has 8 exons. Gene Ontology annotation, cellular component: cytosol. Lineage: Eukaryota; Fungi; Basidiomycota; Dacrymycetes; Dacrymycetales; Dacrymycetaceae.